Messenger RNA from Prionailurus viverrinus (fishing cat), 789 nucleotides. It is a transcript of the gene CACNG6, whose product is annotated as calcium voltage-gated channel auxiliary subunit gamma 6. Gene Ontology annotation, cellular component: membrane; L-type voltage-gated calcium channel complex. Gene Ontology annotation, molecular function: calcium channel regulator activity. The coding region runs from base 1 to 789 and encodes 262 amino acids. The transcript is spliced from 4 exons. NCBI's taxonomy places the organism in Eukaryota, Metazoa, Chordata, Mammalia, Carnivora, Felidae. Gene Ontology annotation, biological process: calcium ion transport; regulation of calcium ion transmembrane transport via high voltage-gated calcium channel. The record is from RefSeq and is a predicted model, not a curated record.
AUGAUGAUGUGGUCCAACUUUUUCAUGCAAGAGGAGGACCGGCGGCGGCGGGAGGCGGCAGGCCGGCGGCGGGCUCUCGGGCAGCACCAGUCCCGGCUGACGCCGGAGCGGGAGGGAAAGAUCAAGCUGGGACUCCUGCUGAGCGCGGUGGGCGCCACGCUGGCCGUGCUGGCCGUGGGCACCGAGUUCUGGGUGGAGCUCAACACCUACAAGGCCAAUGGCAGCGCGGUGUGCGACGCUGUCCACCUGGGGCUCUGGAAGAUGUGCACCAAGCGACUGUGGCAGGCGGACGUGCCCGCGGGCAGAGACACCUGUGGCCCCGCGGAGCUGCCCGGAGAAGCAAACUGCACCUAUUUUAAAUUCUUUACCACGGGGGAAAAUGCACACAUCUUCCAGAGAACUACAAAGAAAGAGGUGAAUCUGGCAGCUGCCGUGAUAGCAGUGGUAGGCUUGGCACUCAUGGCCCUGGGGUGCCUCUGUAUCAUCAUGGUGCUCAGCAAAGGUGCAGAGUUCCUACUCCGAGUUGGAGCCAUCUGCUUUGGCCUCUCAGGCCUGCUGCUCCUGGUCAGCCUGGAGGUGUUCCGGCAUUCUGUCCAAGCCCUGCUGCAAAGAGUCAGCCCUGAGCCUCCCCCAGCCCCAGCCCUGGCCUACGAAUACUCCUGGUCCCUGGGCUGUGGGAUGGGGGCCAGCCUGGUCCUCCUGCUGGCCAGUGGCUGCUUCCUCCUGCUCACCUUGCCUCCGGGGCCCUGGGGCUCACUCUGCCCCAAGCUGGGGCACAGGGCCACCUAG